ACCUGCUCGCGCUGCAUGAUCGCAUCCCGCGUUUGUUUGCGUGUGAAUAUGAACUGUCUUUUUUUCUCCUGUGAUCAGAAACCGUGAGGACUAAUGGGGAUUGUUUCACUCUACCUUGUCCUUCACUUCUGGCUUGCCACUGUCGGAGGGAUGUGUUCUCAAUUUAACGCUCUCUCCUGUGACGAGUGUCUGCAGCUGGGGCCACAGUGCGCCUGGUGCACACUACAGAAUUUCACCGACUUUUUCUCAAUCGACGAGAGAUGCGACACACCAGAGGCUCUUCUUCAGAAGGGCUGCUCCGGCGAAUUUGUGGAGUUCCCCGUCACGAAUGUCAAAGUGCUGAAGGAUCAAGGCUUAGGAAAGAGUGCCAGCCACACUAAUGUUUCAUACAUCGCACCGCAGAAGAUGCACCUCCAGCUUAGGCCAGGAAGUCAGCUGACCUUUCAAAUUCAAGUGCAGGAACCGGAGGACCAUCCGGUGGACAUUUAUUACCUGAUGGACCUGUCAGCGUCUAUGAUUGAUGAUCUGAAAAUGAUCAAAGACUUGGGUUCGACGCUCUCCAAAGAGAUGGCUAAGCUUACCAGCAAAUUCAGACUAGGAUUCGGUUCCUUUGUGGAGAAACCAGUUCUGCCUUUCAUCAAGAUAACACGCGAAGAGUUGGCCAAUCCCUGCAGGAGUGUUGAUUAUGAAUGUCUCCCCACAUUUGGAUACAGACAUCUUCUGUCAUUAACAAGCAGUACUGACAAGUUUAAUGAGAUCAUCUCAAAGCAGCAGGUAUCGGCGAACAUGGACGUGCCAGAGGGCGGUUUUGACGCCAUCAUGCAGGCUGCGGUGUGCGGAGACAAGAUUGGCUGGCAGAACAAUUCCAUGAAGCUGCUGGUGUUCGUGAGCGAUGCAGAUUCUCAUUUUGGGAUGGACAGCAAAAUGUCCGGCAUCGUUGUCCCCAAUGACGGAGAGUGUUACCUGGAUGACAACAAUGAGUAUUCCAUGACUGCCCAUCUGGAGUACCCAACAUUAGGGCAGCUUGUCGACAAACUGGUUGAAAACAAUAUCCUCCUCAUAUUCGCUGUGACCGACAAUCAGAGACAGAACUAUGAGAAUUAUGCAAGUCUGAUUCCUGGUGCUACUGUGGGGGUGUUGGCAUCCGAUUCAAGGAACAUUCUGGAACUCAUCAUGACCUCAUAUAAGGUACAAGAAUGCAUAUUAGUCUUCACAAGACUCACUGUAACAAGGGUAUCUUUUAAUGUUACGGUCGAGUUAAAAGGCUGUCUUGCUGGUCCACGGCACUUUUCCUUGCGGCCGGUGGGUUUCCAAGAUGCCCUGGAGAUCGAACUGGAGUCUCAGUGUGCGUGUGACUGUCAUCAAACCCCUGAAGCGAACAGUGCCUACUGCAGCCGAGGGCGUGGGGCGCUGGAGUGCGGCGCCUGUGUGUGUGAUCCAGGCUUUGUGGGGACGAAGUGUGAAUGCACAGAGGGCCAAGAACAAAUCAGUGACUGCAGGGCACAUGAAGGUGCGGAGAUAUGCAGCGGCCUGGGCGAGUGUUUCUGCGGACAGUGUGUGUGCCACCCGUCCAGUUUCGGUCGCGUGUAUGGGCUGUACUGCGAGUGCGACAACUUUUCCUGCCUCAGGUUCAGAGGAGAGCUUUGUGGAGGUCAUGGGGAAUGUGACUGUGGCGAGUGUGUGUGUCACAGCGGUUGGAUGGGAGAGUUCUGUAAUUGCAGCACCAGCAACAACUCAUGUGUGUCUCCGGAUGGUUCCAUCUGCAGCGGACGGGGCAAGUGUGUGUGUGGGAAGUGCGAGUGCACCGUUCCCGGAGCCUCAGGAGAGUGGUGCCAAAGGUGCCCAACCUGUGGAGAUAUCUGUAGUUUACCCAGGUCUUGUGUGGAGUGUUACCUCAAAGCUAAGGACCCGUCGGACGAGUGUGCCGUAAAGUGCAACUCCCUACAUGCCACUGUCAGCAAUUCCACAGAUUUUGAGGAGAGUCGGGCGGCAUUGUGCACCUUACAGAGUGAGGACCACUGUCUACUGUCUUUCAGCUUGGUGGACAGUGAUCAUGGCAGCAUCAUUUACAACCCCAAGCUUUAUGACUGCCCUGAGCCGCCAAAUGCUCCGUUGAUCGCUCUGGGCGUGUGCAUGUCUGUCCUCAUUAUUGGCAUUACUCUCCUUGUGAUCUGGAAGUUUCUUGUUUCUGUCCAUGACCGGAAAGAGGUUGCCAAGUUUGAAGCAGAGAAGGCAAAAGCAAAAUGGCAGUCGGGCACAAAUCCUCUUUUCAGGAGCUCGACAUCAACUUUUAAAAAUGUGACCUACAAAAGCGCAGGGCAGCAAAAGACUUAUAUUUCUUAGGGUUACUGACCAAUUUUGUGUGUUGAAACACAGAAAGUAGGCUUCUAUUUACCAGGAGCGAUUACUGUUUUCUUCUGUAUUAUUUUAUUUUCUUGUACUGUACAAGUGAGACACUGUGUGUGUGCGUGUGUGUGCUUGUGUGAUUGUAAGCUGGGGUAAGGACUGUCAAUUACUCGCAGUGAAUUUAUUUUAAAAACUGUAAAUAAUUUUACUGUGUUGUGCUGCUAAAAGUGCUAAAGGUACUGUUAAAUCUGGGCAACACUGGAUCUUCUUGUUUUACAUGUAGCGUUUCUUGUUGUUAAACAAAAUGUUUUUCUGUAGUUAUUUGUGACAGAUGUUUGUGAUUGGUUAGUUGAGGCUGAGCCUUUUGUAAUUAGAUAUUAUGAUUUUGCUGGAUCAAAUGUAAA
Messenger RNA from Sinocyclocheilus rhinocerous, 2750 nucleotides. RefSeq names its product integrin beta-6-like. Lineage: Eukaryota; Metazoa; Chordata; Actinopteri; Cypriniformes; Cyprinidae. The transcript has 15 exons. The record is from RefSeq and is a predicted model, not a curated record. Gene Ontology annotation, biological process: cell-matrix adhesion; cell-cell adhesion; cell adhesion mediated by integrin. Gene Ontology annotation, molecular function: integrin binding. The coding region runs from base 94 to 2343 and encodes 749 amino acids. Gene Ontology annotation, cellular component: focal adhesion; integrin alphav-beta6 complex; cell surface.